GUCACAAGGCAGAGCUAUGCCAAAACGUUGCCGAGUCUUAUAAAAGUUGCACUGCAUUUGUGUGAAUACAGUAUACACAAUCUGAGAUGAGUACCAUAGCAGUAAGCAAUAAGCCUCAUGUUGUAUGCAUUCCUUUGCCAUUUCAGGGCCAUAUAAAGGCAAUGCUUCAGUUGGCGCAACUCCUCCACCAUAAAGGUUUUUAUAUAACCUUUGUCAACACACAGUUCAACCACAAGCGCUUUCUUAAGUCUCUUGGACCCAACUCUCUUGAUUGCUUGCCUGAUUUUCGGUUUGAGACUAUUCCGGAUGGUCUUCCAAGUUCAGAUGAAGAUGACACCCAAGACCUCACUUUGCUUUCUGAGGCCGUCAGAACAAAUUGCUUGGCUCCGUUUCGUAAUCUCCUCAACAAACUGAAUGUCAACAUGAAUCGUCCUGUGACUAGCAUUGUCUCAGAUGGCUUCCUGACGUUCACAAUCACAGUUGCUGAAGAACUUGGAAUUCCUAUAGCUCAGUUCUUUACUUUGGCGGCAGUCGGAUUUAUGAACUAUAAAAUACUUCCCACUUUGGUGGCAAAAGGAUUUGCACCACUCAAAGAUGAGAGCUGUUUAACAAAUGAAUUUUUGGACACGGUAAUAGACUGGGUUCGGGGAGUGAAAGAUAUCCGUUUAAGGGAUCUCUCAGGCUCCUGGAGAACCACAAACCCCGAUGACAUCUUGUUUAACUUGGCCUUAGAAGCAGUGGAGGGAGCUCAUAAAGCUUCUGCAGUUGUUGUUCAUACUUUUGAGGCUUUGGAGCCAGAUGUUUUGGAAGCUCUCUCCAGCACUGCAUCUAUGCUUCCACCUGUUUACGCCAUUGGCCCUCUCCAAUUACUUCUCAAUCAGAUACCGGAACACCCUUUGAAGUCUGUGGGAUACAGUUUACGGAAAGAAGAAACAGAGUGCCUCCAAUGGCUAAAUGAUAAGACACCAAACUCAGUUCUGUAUGUGAACUUCGGUAGUUUAGUGGUCAUGACACCACAACAUCUUAUGGAGUUUGCUUGGGGACUUGCAAAUAGCAAGCUUCCCUUCCUGUGGGUUAUUAGACCAGAUUUGGUUGUUGGUCAGUCUACAAUUUUGCCGCCUGAGUUUUCCGCUGAAACAAAGGAAAGAGGUCUAAUAGCAAGUUGGUGCCCGCAAGAGCAAGUGCUUAACCAUCCAUCAGUUGGAGCAUUUUUAACACACAGCGGUUGGAAUUCAACCAUGGAGAGUAUGUCUGCUGGAGUGCCUAUGCUCUGUUGGCCAUUACUUGCUGACCAGCGGAUCAACUGUCGCUAUACUUGCUAUGAGUGGGGUAUUGGCAUGGAGAUCAGUAAUGAUGUGAAAAGAGAUGAAGUAAAGAAAUUUUUUGAAGAGUUAAUGGUAGGAGAGAAGGGUAAGGAAAUGAAAAAUAAGGUCAUGGAGUGGAAGAAACUAGCAGAAGAGGCCGCUGGUCCGCUUGGUUCGUCAACCAUAACAUUAGACAAUUUGGUUAAUCAAGUGCUAUUAAGCAAAGCUAGAUAUUUUCAAAACACUAGUUAACCUUUUGUUGUUGAUGAUGUUGCUGGCCUUAUUAAGUAAUAAAAGUUGCUGUUGAUGAUGUUAUUGUUCUCCCUGUUACCAUUUGAA
This is a messenger RNA of Rosa rugosa (rugosa rose), 1643 nucleotides long. Its product is annotated as 7-deoxyloganetin glucosyltransferase-like. The transcript has 2 exons. Gene Ontology annotation, molecular function: UDP-glycosyltransferase activity. The record is from RefSeq and is a predicted model, not a curated record. NCBI's taxonomy places the organism in Eukaryota, Viridiplantae, Streptophyta, Magnoliopsida, Rosales, Rosaceae. Bases 87 to 1556 code for a protein of 489 amino acids.